Gossypium raimondii (Peruvian cotton) is the source of this 2054-nucleotide messenger RNA. RefSeq lists its product as uncharacterized. The transcript has 11 exons. NCBI's taxonomy places the organism in Eukaryota, Viridiplantae, Streptophyta, Magnoliopsida, Malvales, Malvaceae. Gene Ontology annotation, molecular function: chromatin binding. The record is from RefSeq and is a predicted model, not a curated record. The coding region runs from base 385 to 1569 and encodes 394 amino acids. Gene Ontology annotation, cellular component: nuclear inner membrane.
AGUUCUUGCGUCUCAUUACCGUACUUGCAAUCGCAUCCGCUGUAGCUCUCUCCUGUAAUUACUUCCUUACCUUCUUUACCUCCACCUCUAAACCCUUUUGUGAUAGUAACUUAGACCCCAUCGAUUCAUUCUCAGUGUUGUUGCAGCUGGCCGGAUCUUCAACAAUGGCAGGUAUUGUCUCUGGGUCGUCUUUGCUGAGAGCUGUGUAUGGUUCAUGUAUGGAGAGUGCCUCUAGGAAACGGGUUAUACGCGGGCACACGACUGCUCAUCAUGGGGACGUGAACCAUACACGCCUCUCGGUAGAGGCGGAAGACAAAAUCUUGGCACAACCCGAGAACAAUACCUACCAUAAUCUUUGGGUUACAGCCGGUCGGAUCCUCAUCAAUGGCAGGUAUAGUCUUUGGGUUGUCUUUGCCGAGAGUUGUGUAUUGUUCAUGGAGGGGGAAUGCCUCGAGGCAACGUGUCAUGCCUGGGCACACAGCCACCCACCAAGGGGAUGUAAACUGUACACGGCUCUCAGUAGAGGCGGGAGACAAAAUCUUGGCACAACUCAGGAACAAUACCUAUCAUUGUUGGUGGUCUGACUGGCUGCUCAGCGGACAACACUCUGAAGACUUCUCUCAAAGAAAUUCUUGUGAGCCUUGUCCAAGUAAUGGGGAAUGUUAUGAAGGCAAUUUGGAAUGUAUUUAUGGUUAUAGAAGACAUGGAAAGCUGUGUAUAGAAGACCGAGAUAUCGAUGAAACAGCUAAGAAACUUUCUGAAUCCGUAGAAGCUGGCCUUUGUGAAGCUUAUGCUCAAGUUUUGUGCUAUGGGACUGGGACAGUUUGGGUAUCUCAUGAUAUUCGAUUUCAUAUAAUAUCACAUGUUCGAGAAAAUGAUAUUUGGAAUGAUUUAGACAGACACAACUUGAUGCAAAAUGUUGGUUCAGACCAUACCACAUAUGUGUAUAUGAAAAGAAGGGCAAUGGAGACAAUAGCUAAAUUAUUGGAGACAAGAACAAAUCUACAUGGGUUACAGGAAUUCAAGUGUCCAGAUGCUCUGGCAGAGCAUUACAAACCUUUGACCUGUCGUUUUCGUGAAUUGGUCUCCAAGCAUUCUCUUAUUAUCAUGUCUAUUUGUGCUGGGCUUAUAGGGUGUGCAGUAUUGUUCUUGAAAGUCCGUCAAAGAAUGUAUAUUUCGGCUAGAGCAGAGGAGCUUUACAAUCAGGUCUGCGAAAUGCUCGAGGAGAAUGCAUUGAGGUCAAAGAAUGUCGAUGGUGAAGGUGAAUCAUGGGUUGUUGCCUCAUGGUUACGAGAUCAUCUUCUUUUGCCUAGGGAAAGAAAGGAUCCUCAGUUAUGGAAAAAGGUUGAGGAAUUAGUGCAGGAUGAUUCUCGAGUAGAUCGUUACCCCAAGCUCGUUAAGGGUGAAUCAAAAGUGGUGUGGGAAUGGCAAGUUGAAGGUUCUUUGAGCUCUUCGGGGAGGAGAAAAAAGGGGGAGGGAAUCGAACUAAAAUCAAAUGAAAGCAUCAACACAAACAUAAACCAAUCCAGCCGCACAUUGAAGACUGAACCUAAAGCAUUGAUCUUUUGACAUGGGAAUGUUCUGGAAAAAUGAUUAGAACAGCCUCUUUUGAACCCCUAUGGUCUGAAAAGACAAGUCUAGAGCCUGGCAAAGCAGAAGCCUUUGAUGACAUUCGUUAUAGCUUUUAAGAACAGGGUUUUUGGCAGAGUAAUCAAAGGUCUAAAAGACAAUGAUAAACCAUUUGACAGUGGAUCUACAAGCAUUGGGAGAUUGUGUCCCUUAGCAGCAGCUGCAGACCCACCAGGCUCUUGUAAUUGUAAACCAUUGAACAGUAUGCAGCAUACAUAGCAUAGCUUUUUUUGGCUCAUCUGAUGCGUCAUACCAACAAAUAGGCAUAUCCAAAUUAAGGGAUUUUGGUGUGUUCUUGUCUAUGUUGUAAUCUAUUUCUCUUCCCUUUCAUUCUUGUUUUAGACACUCAAAAUCAGAGAUAUUGAGUCUAUAGUUAAGAGAUUGGAUUUUUUUUCUCAUUUCAGUCAAUAAAUUUCUUUUCUGUU